Messenger RNA from Oncorhynchus mykiss (rainbow trout), 1332 nucleotides. RefSeq names its product claudin-4. The record is from RefSeq and is a predicted model, not a curated record. Lineage: Eukaryota; Metazoa; Chordata; Actinopteri; Salmoniformes; Salmonidae. Gene Ontology annotation, molecular function: structural molecule activity. Gene Ontology annotation, cellular component: membrane; bicellular tight junction.
CAGGGGACGUGACUGAGCCAUUAGUUAACAACGAUUACAACCAAGCUGAGCUGACCUGCGUUGACUCUCCUCUACAACCUCUGCCCCUAGCUUCAUUGAUUUUACAACAAAAAACAAGAAGUCUUCAAAAUGGUGUCGAUGGGAAGACAGAUGCUGGGCUUCAUCCUGGCUAUCAUCGGGUUCCUGGGGACCAUCAUUGUGUGUGCCCUGCCUAUGUGGAAAGUCACAGCCUUCAUCGGAGCCAACAUCGUGACUGCUCAGGUCAUCUGGGAGGGCUUGUGGAUGAACUGUGUAACCCAGAGCACGGGACAGAUGCAGUGCAAGAUCUACGACUCCCUUCUGGCCUUACCCCAGGACCUGCAGGCUGCCAGAGCUCUGAGCGUCAUCGCCAUCAUCGCGUCAUGCUUCGGCAUCCUCCUGGGAAUUGCUGGAGGAAAGUGCACCAACUUCGUGGAGGAUGAAGCUUCCAAAGCUAAAGUAGCCAUUGCCAGCGGGAUCAUCUUCAUCGUGGCUGGCGUCCUCAUCCUCGUCCCUGUCUGCUGGUCCGCCAACACCAUCAUCAGGGAUUUCUACAACCCCCUGCUGGUCGAGGCCCAGAGGAGGGAGCUGGGGGCCUCGCUAUACAUCGGCUGGGGCACCGCAGGGCUCCUGAUCCUGGGAGGGGGGCUCCUCUGCAGCUCCUGCCCACCCAAGGAGGAGCGUGACAACUACCCAGUGAAGUACUCACAGGCAAGAUCCACAGCUACCAGCAGAGCUUACGUCUGAGCAGGAAACUGUUGAAAGAGAGACUAUAAAUUAUUUGAUUACCUUUGGUAAUCCUCUGUGAAUUGAAAAUACCCUGCAAGACUUGGCAUUUUCAAGUCUUGUUCUUCUGCAUUUUACAUUUUGAAAGUGAUGUGAAAUCAAAACAGAAUGAAUCUAUGAAAACAAAUUUACUGAGUACUUUAGGACUGCAAGAAAAAGACAAGACAGAACUCCUGCCCAUAAGAGAAGUAGUGUGACUGUAUAUGCUGCCUGUAGGGAUCAUCUCAUGAGUCAUGAAGGGAUGACUGAAGUGAAUUGAAGCCAUUCCCAUAACCCUAACUUCUCUUUUGCUGUAUAAGGACACUGUACCAGAAUGAUAAUAUUGAUAUUCAUGUAAGAACAUGGGCAAUAUGAUUUGAGAGUUAAACCAUAGGUACAGUAUAUAUGUAUUAUUCACUUGUCAUAACUUUGUACUGUAGAUCACAGUAUGUUUUGCAAACAUACAAUAUAUGUUCAUUGAUUAUGUCUAAAGAACUUAUUCAAUUGCUAACUUUAUUUUUCUAUAAAAUGUUUCCAACAAAGUUUACA